Cricetulus griseus (Chinese hamster) is the source of this 1479-nucleotide messenger RNA. Lineage: Eukaryota; Metazoa; Chordata; Mammalia; Rodentia; Cricetidae. The record is from RefSeq and is a predicted model, not a curated record.
AUGGGCUUUUUAAGUCCAACAUAUGUCCUUUUCUUCUGUUUUGGAGUUAGAAUAUAUUGCCAAUAUGAAGCUUACCAAUGGGAUGAAGAAUAUGACCAAGAAGAGCCAAAUGAGGAUUAUGAGCCAGAAUUCCAAUUUCAUCAAAAUAUUGAAUAUGGAGUGCCCUUUUAUCAGAAUAUGUUAGGCUGUGCUAAGGAAUGCUUCUGUCCAACUAACUUUCCAACAUCAAUGUACUGUGACAGCCGUAAACUCAAGACUAUCCCACAUAUUCCAACGCACAUUCAGCAGCUCUACCUUCAGUUCAAUGAUAUUGAGGCUGUCACUGCAAAUUCAUUCAUCAAUGCAACUCAUCUUAAAGAAAUAAACCUCAGUCACAACAAAAUUAAAUCUCAAAAGAUUGACCAUGGUGUGUUUGCUAAACUUUCAAAUCUACAACAACUUCAUCUAGAGCACAACAACUUAGAAGAAUUUCCAUUUCCUCUUCCUAAAUCUCUGGAAAGACUCCUUCUUGGCUAUAACGAAAUCUCCACACUUCAAACAAAUGCCAUGGAUGGGCUGGCCAACCUGACUAUGCUUGAUCUCUGCUAUAAUCAUCUUUCUGAUUCAAUGUUAAAAGAAAAGAACCUUUCCAAAAUGGAAAAAUUAAUGCAGCUCAAUCUAUGUAAUAAUCAAUUAGAAUCAAUGCCCCCUGGAUUGCCUUCUUCACUUAUGUAUCUAUCUUUAGAAAAUAAUUCAAUUUCAUCUAUACCAGACAAUUAUUUUGACAAACUUCCAAAACUUCAUGCUCUAAGAAUGUCACACAACAAACUGAGAGACAUUCCAUAUGAUAUAUUUAAUCUUUCCAACCUUAUAGAACUAAACGUUGGACACAAUAAAUUGAAGCAAGCAUUCUACAUUCCAAGGAAUUUGGAACAUCUAUAUCUACAAAAUAAUGAAAUAGAAAACAUCAAUGUGACAAUGAUGUGUCCUUCUACUGACCUACUACACCAUCGCCAUUUAACAUACCUCCGUGUGGACCAAAAUAAGCUGAAAGAACCAAUAAGUUCAUACAUCUUCUUCUGCUUCCCUCAUAUACACAGUAUUUAUUAUGGCGAACAAAGGAGCACUAAUGGGGAAACAAUACAACUGAAGACCCAAGUUUUCAGGAGAUAUCAAGAUGAUGAUGAUGAGGAGGAGGAGGAGGAAAACCAUGAUGGUCAGGAUGAUACUCUUGAGGGUCAAGAAGUAACAGAAGAGUACUUUAAUUCUCAUUAUUAUUAAGUGCAAGAAUGUCAAGAAACUACAUAGAGAUAUGUUUAUGACUUCAUUAAGUCAUGCUAAUUACAAAUCUAAACAUAUACUGCUCAAAAUAAUGUAUCUAGAAAUAUGUAUUAGUGUAAGAUCAGAAUUGCAUUUAAGAUGUUGGUGACAAUGGCUUUAUCACAUAGGCUUAGAGCUUACUUAAAAAUGAUGCAAAUCUUAUGAAAUAUUAGAAUGGCA